Messenger RNA from Hyaena hyaena (striped hyena), 8324 nucleotides. It is a transcript of the gene CACNA1B, whose product is annotated as calcium voltage-gated channel subunit alpha1 B. Bases 1 to 6996 code for a protein of 2331 amino acids. Gene Ontology annotation, molecular function: calcium ion binding; high voltage-gated calcium channel activity. Gene Ontology annotation, biological process: chemical synaptic transmission; calcium ion import across plasma membrane. NCBI's taxonomy places the organism in Eukaryota, Metazoa, Chordata, Mammalia, Carnivora, Hyaenidae. Gene Ontology annotation, cellular component: membrane; voltage-gated calcium channel complex; neuronal cell body. The record is from RefSeq and is a predicted model, not a curated record. The transcript is spliced from 47 exons.
AUGGUCCGCUUCGGGGACGAGCUGGGCAGCCGCUAUGGGGGCGCCGGUGGGGAGCGGGCUCGGGGCGGCGGGGCCGGCGGGGCGGGCGUCCCGGGCCCCGGGGGGCUGCAGCCGGGCCAGCGGGUCGUCUACAAGCAGUCGAUCGCGCAGCGCGCGCGGACCAUGGCGCUGUACAACCCCAUCCCGGUCAAGCAGAACUGCUUCACCGUCAACCGCUCGCUCUUCGUCUUCAGCGAGGACAACGUCGUUCGCAAAUACGCCAAGCGCAUCACGGAGUGGCCGCCGUUCGAAUACAUGAUCCUGGCCACCAUCAUCGCCAACUGUAUUGUGCUGGCGCUGGAGCAGCACUUGCCUGACGGCGACAAGACGCCCAUGUCCGAGCGGCUGGACGACACGGAGCCCUACUUCAUCGGCAUCUUUUGCUUUGAGGCGGGGAUCAAGAUCAUAGCUCUGGGCUUUGUCUUCCACAAGGGCUCCUACUUGCGGAACGGCUGGAACGUCAUGGACUUUGUGGUGGUUCUCACAGGGAUCCUGGCCACAGCUGGCACCGACUUCGACCUGCGGACCCUGCGGGCUGUGCGUGUGCUCAGGCCCCUGAAGCUGGUGUCUGGGAUUCCGAGUCUGCAGGUGGUGCUCAAGUCCAUAAUGAAGGCCAUGGUCCCGCUUCUGCAGAUCGGGCUGCUUCUCUUCUUCGCCAUCCUCAUGUUCGCCAUCAUUGGCCUCGAGUUCUACAUGGGCAAAUUCCACAAGGCCUGUUUCCCCAACAGCACAGACACAGAGCCAGUGGGUGACUUUCCCUGUGGCAAGGAGGCCCCAGCCCGGCUGUGUGAGGGCGACACUGAGUGCCGGGAGUACUGGCCGGGACCCAACUUCGGCAUCACCAACUUCGACAAUAUCCUGUUUGCCAUCUUGACAGUGUUCCAGUGCAUCACCAUGGAGGGCUGGACUGACAUCCUUUACAACACAAAUGAUGCAGCUGGCAACACCUGGAACUGGCUCUACUUCAUCCCUCUCAUCAUCAUCGGCUCCUUCUUCAUGCUCAACCUGGUGUUGGGUGUGCUCUCAGGAGAGUUUGCCAAGGAGCGUGAGAGGGUGGAGAACCGCCGGGCCUUCCUGAAGCUUCGCCGGCAGCAGCAGAUUGAGCGGGAGCUCAAUGGGUACCUGGAAUGGAUCUUCAAGGCUGAGGAAGUCAUGCUGGCUGAGGAGGACAAGAAUGCGGAGGAGAAGUCCCCUCUGGAUGUGUUGAAGAGAGCAGCCACCAAGAAGAGCCGGAAUGACCUGAUCCAUGCCGAGGAGGGGGAGGACCGGUUUGCAGACCUCUGUGCUGUUGGGUCCCCCUUCGCCCGUGCCAGCCUCAAGAGUGGGAAGACAGAGAGUUCGUCGUACUUCCGCAGGAAGGAGAAGAUGUUCCGGUUUUUCAUCCGCCGCAUGGUGAAGGCGCAGAGCUUCUACUGGGUGGUGCUGUGUGUGGUGGCCCUGAACACGUUGUGCGUGGCCAUGGUUCACUACAACCAGCCGCAGCGGCUCACCACGGCGCUGUACUUUGCAGAGUUUGUUUUCCUGGGUCUCUUCCUCACAGAGAUGUCCCUGAAGAUGUAUGGCCUGGGGCCCAGAAGCUACUUCCGGUCCUCAUUCAACUGCUUCGACUUUGGGGUCAUUGUGGGGAGCAUCUUUGAAGUGGUCUGGGCUGCCAUCAAGCCGGGAACCUCCUUCGGGAUCAGCGUGCUGCGCGCACUCCGGUUGCUGCGGAUCUUCAAAGUCACAAAGUACUGGAGCUCGCUGCGGAACCUGGUGGUGUCUCUGCUCAACUCCAUGAGGUCUAUCAUCAGCCUCCUUUUCCUGCUCUUCCUGUUCAUCGUGGUCUUCGCUCUGCUGGGCAUGCAGCUGUUCGGAGGGCAGUUCAACUUUCAAGAUGAGACCCCGACAACCAACUUUGACACCUUCCCGGCGGCCAUCCUUACCGUCUUCCAGAUCCUAACGGGAGAGGACUGGAACGCAGUGAUGUAUCACGGGAUCGAAUCGCAAGGUGGAGUCAGCAAAGGCAUGUUCUCCUCUUUUUAUUUCAUUGUCCUGACGCUGUUUGGAAAUUACACUCUGCUGAAUGUCUUCCUGGCCAUCGCUGUGGACAACCUCGCCAACGCUCAGGAGCUGACCAAGGAUGAAGAGGAGAUGGAAGAAGCAGCCAAUCAGAAGCUUGCUCUGCAAAAGGCCAAAGAAGUGGCUGAAGUGAGCCCCAUGUCUGCUGCAAACAUCUCUAUCGCUGCUGCCAGGCCGCAGAACUCGGCCAAGGCGCGCUCGGUCUGGGAGCAGCGGGCCAGCCAGCUGCGGCUGCAGAACCUGCGGGCCAGCUGCGAGGCGCUGUACAGCGAGAUGGACCCCGAGGAGCGCCUGCGCUACGCCACCACGCGCCACCUGCGGCCGGAUAUGAAGACGCACCUGGACCGGCCGCUCGUGGUGGAGCUUGCGCGCGACGCGCCGCGCGGCCCCGCGGGAGGCAAGGCCCGGCCCGAGGGCGCGGAGGCCGGCGAGGGCGCGGACCUGCCGCGCAGGCACCACCGGCACCGCGACAAGGCCCCGGCCCCGGCCCCGGCGGCGGGGGAGCAGGACAGGGCGGACGCCCCGAAGGCCGACGGUGGGGAGCCGGGGGCCCGGGAGGAGCGGGCGCGGCCUCACCGCAGCCGCAGCAAGGAGGCCCGGGGCGAGCGCGGCCGUGGCCCGGGCCCCGAGGGCGGUCGGCGCCACCACCGGCGCGGCUCCCCGGAGGAGGCGGCCGAGCGGGAGCCCCGGCGCCACCGCGCGCACCGGCACGCACCCGACCCGGGCAAGGAGGGCGCCGCGCCCGGGACCAAGGGCGAGCGGCGGGCGCGCCACCGCGGCGGCCCCCGGGCCGGCCCCCGGGAGGCAGGGAGCGCGGAGGAGCCGGCGCGGCGGCACCGGGCCCGGCACAAGGCGCUGCCCACGCACGAGGACGCGGAGAAGGAGGCUGCGGAGAAGGAGGGCGAGGGCGAGGACAGGGACAGGGACAAGGAGCUCCGGAACCACCAGCCCAAGGAGCCGCACUGUGACCUGGAGGCCGGUGAGGUAACGGGUGUGGGCCCUGUGCAUGCAUUGCCCAGCACCUGUCUACAGAAGGUGGAGGAACAGCCAGAAGAUGCAGACAAUCAGCGGAAUGUCACACGGAUGGGCAGUCAACCCUCGGACCUGAGUGCCACUGUGCAUAUUCCAGUGACGCUGACCGGCCCUCCUGGGGAGACCACGGUUGUUCCCAGUGGUAACGUGGACCUGGAAAGCCAAGCUGAGGGGAAGAAGGAGGUAGAAGCUGAUGACGUGAUGAGGAGUGGCCCCCGACCUAUCGUCCCAUACAGCUCCAUGUUCUGUUUAAGCCCCACCAACCUGCUCCGCCGCUUCUGCCAUUACAUCGUGACCAUGCGGUACUUUGAGAUGGUCAUCCUCGUGGUCAUUGCCCUGAGCAGCAUUGCCCUGGCAGCUGAGGAUCCUGUGCGGACAGACUCACCCAGGAACAAUGCUCUGAAAUACAUGGACUACAUUUUCACAGGCGUCUUUACCUUUGAGAUGGUGAUAAAGAUGAUUGAUUUGGGACUGCUGCUGCACCCUGGGGCCUAUUUCCGGGACCUGUGGAAUAUUCUGGACUUCAUCGUGGUCAGUGGGGCCUUGGUGGCAUUUGCCUUCUCAGGAUCCAAAGGGAAAGACAUCAACACCAUCAAGUCCUUGAGAGUCCUGCGCGUCCUGAGGCCCCUCAAGACCAUAAAACGGCUGCCUAAGCUCAAGGCUGUGUUUGACUGUGUGGUGAACUCUCUGAAGAACGUCCUCAACAUCCUGGUUGUCUAUAUGCUCUUCAUGUUCAUAUUUGCUGUCAUUGCGGUGCAGCUCUUCAAAGGGAAGUUUUUCUACUGCACGGAUGAGUCCAAGGGGCUGGAGAGGGACUGCCGGGGUCAGUAUUUGGAUUAUGAGAAGGAAGAAGUGGAAGCUCAACCACGGCAGUGGAAGAAAUAUGAUUUUCACUAUGACAACGUGCUCUGGGCUCUGCUGACACUGUUCACAGUGUCCACGGGAGAGGGGUGGCCCAUGGUCCUGAAACACUCUGUGGACGCCACCUAUGAAGAGCAGGGUCCAAGCCCUGGGUACCGCAUGGAACUAUCCAUCUUCUACGUGGUCUAUUUUGUGGUCUUCCCCUUCUUCUUCGUCAAUAUCUUUGUGGCCUUGAUUAUCAUCACCUUCCAGGAGCAGGGUGACAAGGUGAUGUCUGAGUGCAGCCUGGAGAAGAACGAGAGGGCUUGCAUUGACUUUGCCAUCAGCGCCAAACCCCUGACACGGUACAUGCCCCAGGACAAGCAGUCGUUCCAGUACAAGACGUGGACAUUUGUGGUCUCUCCACCCUUUGAGUACUUCAUCAUGGCCAUGAUUGCCCUCAACACAGUGGUGCUGAUGAUGAAGUUCUAUGACGCACCCUAUGAAUACGAGCUAAUGUUGAAGUGCCUGAACAUUGUGUUCACAUCCAUGUUCUCCAUGGAAUGCGUGCUGAAGAUCAUCGCCUUUGGGGUGCUGAACUAUUUCAGAGAUGCCUGGAAUGUCUUUGACUUUGUCACUGUGUUGGGAAGUAUUACUGAUAUUUUAGUAACAGAGAUUGCGGAAACGAACAACUUCAUCAACCUCAGCUUCCUACGCCUCUUCCGUGCUGCCCGUCUCAUCAAGCUGCUCCGCCAAGGCUACACGAUCCGCAUCCUGCUGUGGACCUUCGUCCAGUCCUUCAAGGCCCUGCCUUAUGUGUGUCUGCUCAUCGCCAUGCUGUUCUUCAUCUAUGCCAUCAUUGGCAUGCAGGUUUUUGGAAACAUUGCCCUGGAUGAUGACACCAGCAUCAACCGACACAACAACUUUCGAACGUUUUUACAGGCCUUGAUGCUGUUGUUCAGGAGCGCCACCGGGGAGGCCUGGCACGAGAUCAUGCUGUCUUGUCUCAGCAACCAGGCCUGUGAUGAGCACGCCAAUGCCAAUGAGUGUGGGAGCGACUUUGCCUACUUUUACUUCGUCUCCUUCAUCUUCCUUUGCUCCUUUCUGAUGUUGAACCUCUUUGUGGCCGUGAUCAUGGACAACUUUGAGUACCUUACACGGGACUCUUCCAUCCUGGGGCCUCACCACCUGGACGAGUUCAUCCGGGUCUGGGCUGAGUACGACCCGGCUGCGUGUGGGCGCAUCAGUUACAAUGACAUGUUUGAGAUGCUGAAACACAUGUCCCCGCCCCUGGGGCUGGGGAAGAAAUGCCCUGCUCGAGUUGCAUACAAGCGCCUGGUUCGCAUGAACAUGCCCAUCUCCAAUGAGGACAUGACUGUCCACUUCACGUCCACGCUGAUGGCCCUCAUUCGGACCGCACUGGAGAUCAAGCUGGCUCCAGCUGGCACGAAGCAGCAUCAGUGUGACGCAGAGUUAAGGAAGGAGAUUUCCUCUGUGUGGGCCAAUCUGCCCCAGAAGACGCUGGAUUUACUGGUGCCACCUCAUAAACCUGACGAGAUGACAGUGGGGAAAGUCUAUGCAGCUCUGAUGAUAUUCGACUUCUACAAACAGAACAAGACCACUAGAGACCAGAUUCACCAGGCCACGGGUGGCCUAUCCCAGAUGGGCCCUGUGUCCUUGUUCCACCCUCUGAAGGCCACCCUGGAGCAGACGCAGCCAGCUGUGCUCCGAGGAGCCCGGGUGUUCCUUCGGCAGAAGAGCUCUGCGUCCCUCAGCAACGGUGGGGCAGUACAAACCCAAGAAAGUGGCAUCAAGGAGUCUGUUUCCUGGGGCACUCAGAGGACCCAGGAGGUACCCUAUGAGGCAAGGACACCCCUAGAGCGUGGCCACUCUGCAGAGAUCCCGGUGGUGCAGCCGGGAAAACCGGCUGUGGAUGUCCAGAUGCAGAGCAUGGCCCUGCGAGGUCCUGACGGGGAGCCCCAACCUGGGCUGGAGAGCCAGGGACGAGCGGCCUCCAUGCCCCGCCUGGCUGCAGAGACUCAGCCGGCCCCUGACGCCAGCCCCAUGAAGCGCUCCAUCUCCACGCUGGCACCCCAGCGCCCCCACGUGGCUCAUCUCUGCAACGCUGCCCUGGACCGAGCCCCGGCCAGCCAGGCUGUGCCCCACCACCACCACCGCUGCCACCGCCGCAGGGACAGGAAGCAGAAGUCCCUGGAGAAGGGGCCCAGCCUGUCCGCAGAAACAGAUGGCGCACCCAGCAGCGCUGCGGGGCCGGGGCCGCCCCCGGGAGAGGGGCCCGCAGGCUGCCGACGGGAGCGUAGGCAGGAGCGUGGCCGGUCUCAAGAGCGGAGGCAGCCUUCUUCCUCCUCCUCGGAGAAGCAGCGCUUCUACUCCUGUGACCGCUUUGGGGGCCGUGAGCCCCCGCAGCCCAAACCCUCUCUCAGUAGCCACCCCACAUCACCGACAGCCGGGCAGGAGGCAGGACCCCCCAGACAGGGUGGUGGUUCAGUGAAUGGGAGUCCCUUGUUGUCAACAUCCGGUGCUAGCACCCCUGGCCGCGGUGGGCGGAGGCAGCUCCCCCAGACUCCGCUGACCCCCCGUCCCAGCGUCACCUAUAAGACGGCCAACUCUUCCCCUGUCCACUUUGCUGGGGCUCAGACCAGCCUCCCCACCUUCUCCCCUGGCCGGCUUAGCCGUGGCCUUUCUGAACACAAUGCUCUGCUCCAGAGAGACCCCCUCAGUCAGCCCCUGGCUGCCGGCUCUCGGAUCGGCUCUGACCCUUACCUGGGGCAGCGUCUGGAUAGUGAGGACACUGCCCGCGCCCAGCCUGAGGACACGCUUACCUUCGAGGAGGCUGUGGCCACCAACUCGGGCCGCUCCUCCCGGACUUCCUACGUGUCCUCUCUGACCUCCCAGUCCCACCCCCUCCGCCGUGUGCCCAAUGGCUACCACUGCACUCUGGGACUCAGCUCGGGCGGCCGGGUUCGGCACAGCUACCACCACCCCGACCAAGACCACUGGUGCUAGCUGGCUGCACCGCCUCCACCACGCACCUGCUCAGCGGGCGCGUUCCAGUCGAUGAGUUUUAUCAUCCAUGCUGGGCUCCCAGGGACGCUCAGGGGCACCGAUACAGGGGCAGCAGCCCCUGGGAGGAGGGGCCUCGCCUUUGGGGCCAGCUGAGGGGAGGCCCCGCUGCUCCCCCUGUCCCCUUUCACGCUGGACCAAUUCCUAAAGCCCUUUUGGAGAGGGACAUGGUUCUCUCUCUCCCCUUGUAUGCUGCCUGCCUGGGUCUCAUACCACAGACCCUACAUGGGAAGUGGCUGCAUGUGCUGAGUAGGACCCUGACAGUCUGAAUCCUGUGUGAUGGAUCCCAGCAUCUGGGGUGUGUGCCUAGAGCCAUUUUUAGGAGGUCUGAAUCUUGUGGAGGCCAUCCUUUAUUCAAGUGUGUGGUACAGAGGAGCCCAGCAUGUCGAAAAGCCUGGCAAGACAAGACAGUUGACGGUAAACAGCAGCCUUGGGAGCCGGCCUUUGGCUCCAUUCAAGUCUUGUCCGCGCCCACAGACACACACACACGUUUUGUGCGGCAUUGCUCUUUGUACCUGGAACAGCAAAUGGACACUAGAAAUACACUCACACACUCUCUGUCCUCUCCCAGAUGCUGUCAACCCUGACAGGGACCAAAUCUGGAAACCAUUCUUGCUGUUGGUUUUGGUUUUUAAUCACGACACCCUUCCCUCUUUUGUCAAUUCCAUAUACUUGACCUAGAAAAAAAACAGAAAAAUGAGGAAGGAAAUAGUAAUAUAACUUUAAAAAUUUCAACUUGUAGGAAGCUCUCAGCUCUUCGGUGUGUGUGUGUGUGUGUGUGUGUGUGUGUGUGUGUGUGUGUGUGGCUUGUGCGAGGCAAUGCUCUUGUGUCCAGCCUGGGUGGUCCCCCAGCGACCCCUGGCUCCUGCUGCUCUCGACCAAGUGCCUGACUUCCGAGCCCUCUCGUGCCAGGCUCCUGGGGGCGGUGACGUGAGGCCUGUGUGAAGCGUGGGUGGACUUUGUGGAAACCGUUCCAAAUAUCAACCAAGUAGAAAGCUGCUGUCAAUGGAGAACACUCAUAUAACAUCCAGGAGGAGGUUGUAGGUGGAAAUGAAAUGACCAUUUCCCCAUUUUCCUCCCACCAGUGGAAGAGUUUCCUGGGAAACCACAGAGCAGGGUAGAGCGUGUCCUUGUGUGUGGGGUUUCAGUUUGUUCUACAUCUGAAUCUCAGGGAUGGGAUGCCUUCCAAAGGGGGCAUGAUGUCUGUUGUCGUGAAAGUUUCUUUUCAGAUAAGGCCAGAGAGAGGGAGAGGUGGUGGGAAGAGGGAGAAU